AUGAUGUUAACACUCACUUAUCUACUUGUUUUUGGGCCAGCCUUUGGAUUAGCACAAACGGCAUGUACAGCACAAAAUGCAAAAGGAACUUGUAUUGCAACCAGUUCUUGUAGUGGUACAUCAGUGGCAGGUCUCUGUCCUGGUGCUGCAAACAUUCAAUGUUGCAUUCCAAAAGGUACGGCAUGCACCGCCAAUGGCAAAAGUGGAAGUUGUAUUGCUACGUCAUCCUGUGCUGGUACGUCUGUAGCUGGACUUUGUCCCGGUGCCGCUAAUAUUCAAUGUUGUGUUGCUGCUGGCGGUACAUCAGGUUCUUCUAGUGGACUUUGUGGAAGUUACGUUGGUGCUGCUGUUAGCUCAAUUAAAGGCAAUAAUAAUGUGAUGUAUUCCGUAGUAAAAAUAAGACAAGAACAUCUGACUAAUCCAGGCAUAUAUUCAUCGGCACCAACAGCAGCAGACAAUACCAUGACAACAUCAACAGCUUGUGCUUUCGAUAAGAUGGCGUCAGUUGCUGAACAUGCUGCAAGACCAGGUACCUCAAACCAUGGCCGUGGUGUUGCUCUCGACUUGAACACUAAUUGUGGUUCACAAAACGAUGCUGAACCAAACUGCAGUGGAAGUAGUGUUUAUCAAUGGUUGAAAAAUAAUGGACACCAGUAUGGAUUUAAACGUACUGUUCGAUCAGAACAAUGGCACUGGGAAUUUCGCGGAGUCGGUGUCUGUCGUACUAGCUUUUCAUAA
Molecule: messenger RNA, 738 nt
Organism: Rotaria socialis
Lineage: Eukaryota; Metazoa; Rotifera; Eurotatoria; Philodinida; Philodinidae
Source: the annotation of a GenBank genome assembly